Molecule: messenger RNA, 3709 nt
Organism: Lepisosteus oculatus (spotted gar)
Lineage: Eukaryota; Metazoa; Chordata; Actinopteri; Semionotiformes; Lepisosteidae
Gene: aldh4a1
Product: aldehyde dehydrogenase 4 family, member A1
Molecular function (GO): L-glutamate gamma-semialdehyde dehydrogenase (NAD+) activity
Source: RefSeq, a predicted model, not a curated record
UGUUACUUUUCUUCAAGGAGCAAUUGAAUAGCUUUUCUUAUCUUUGCAGAUUGCCGGUGUAGCAUCGCUGGGCAUUUUAAAUUGUAUAUUCUGUUUGCUUUCUGGACUUUUAUUUAUUUUUUUAAUCUAUAAAAAAAACAUGCUGCGUACGAGAGCGGUCCUCUGCCAGUCAUUCCGGCGGUUCCGAACAUUCUCAUGCGCCGCUGUGGAGGUGAAGAAUGAGCCCAUUCUGCAGUUCCUGGAGGGCAGCUCAGAGAGGGCGGCACUGCAGAAGGCCCUGAAUGAGCUGAAGGGGAAAACAGAGGAGAUCCCCUGUGUGGUGGGGGAUGAGCAGAUCUGGACCAAAGACAUCAGAUACCAGCUGUCGCCCUUUAAUCACUCUCACAAAGUGGCCAAAUUUUGCUACGCUGAUAAGGACGUACUGAACAAAGCCAUCAUAGCCUCUGUGUCAGCCCGCAGAGAGUGGGACUUAAAGCCCGUCCAGGACAGAGCCCAGAUCCUCUUCAAGGCUGCGGACUUGAUCAGUGGCCCCCACAGGGCCGAGCUGCUCGCCAAGACCAUGAUAGGCCAGGGCAAGACGGUAGUGCAGGCUGAGAUUGAUGCCGCUGCCGAGCUGAUUGACUUUUUCCGCUUCAACGCCAAACACGCCAUUGAGCUGGAGCAUCAGCAGCCUCUGAGUGGAGAUGGCAGCACAAACACCAUGCUGUACCGUGGGCUGGAGGGCUUUGUUGCAGCUAUUUCGCCCUUCAACUUCACUGCUAUUGGAGGAAACCUGGCAGGGACACCAGCCCUGAUGGGUAACGUCGUGCUGUGGAAGCCCAGCGACACGGCCAUGUCCGCCAGCUACGCUGUCUACAAGAUCCUGCGGGAGGCGGGACUUCCUCCUAACGUCAUCCAGUUCGUGCCAGCGGACGGCCCCGUGUUCGGGGACACCAUCACAGCCUCCGAGCACUUGGCCGGCAUCAACUUCACAGGCAGUGUCCCGACUUUCAAACAACUCUGGAAGCAGGUGGCGGAGAACCUGGAUCGCUACCGGAAUUUCCCUCGAGUGGCAGGAGAGUGCGGGGGGAAGAACUUCCACUUCGUGCACCAGUCGGCCGACGUCGGGAGCGUGGUGAUGGGGACGAUCCGCUCCGCCUUCGAGUACGGGGGGCAGAAGUGCUCCGCCUGCUCCCGGAUGUACGUGCCCGGCGCACUGUGGCCGCGGAUCAGGCAGGAGCUGCUGGCCGUGCACAGGCAGAUCCGGCUGGGCAACCCUGUUGAGGACUUCAGCACAUUCUUCUCUGCUGUAAUUGACAACAAGUCUUUCAGUCGCAUUAAGAAGUGGCUGGACUAUGCCAAGUCUUCUCCCAACCUGACCAUUCUUGCCGGGGGUCAGUGCGACGACAGGCAGGGGUACUUUGUGGAGCCCACCAUCAUUGAGACCAAGGAUCCCCAGGACAUCAUCAUGAAAGAGGAAAUCUUUGGCCCAGUCCUGACUGUAUAUGUGUACGCUGAGGAGGACUACAGAAAUGUAUUGCAGCUGGUUGAUAGCACUUCACCAUACAGCCUCACAGGGGCAGUGUUUGCCCUUGACAAGAGCGUGUUAGCCGAGGCUGGAAAGGUCUUGAGAAAUGCAGCUGGCAACUUCUACAUCAACGACAAAUCCACUGGCUCCGUUGUGGCCCAGCAGCCGUUUGGGGGCUCCAGAGCUUCGGGCACCAAUGACAAGCCAGGAGGCCCACACUACGUUCUGCGAUGGACUUCGCCCCAGGUUGUCAAGGAGACCCAUGUUCCACUAACAGAAUGGAAGUACCCCUAUAUGGGGUGAAGCUGACACAACCCCCCCAGCCACCGCCUCCCACUCCCACCCCUCCCUUCUCUAUCGAAGAGAACGUGAGCCUACCCAACCCCUCCCAGAAAUAAAACAGGACCCGCAGAUUUGACUGAUUUGAUCAUGAGUGAAUAAGAAGCUGAGAGUGUAUUAUAAAAUGAUUUGAGCUCUUUCUGGUUUAAAUGGAAGACUGGAGUAUUGUGCUUUGCAGUACGUUGACCCGUCUCAGUGGGAUAGCACUGAAAUUAGAAGUAGCUGUACUUCUCAAGGGGUGUGGAAGCUAUAGUGACCGAACACUCAUGUCCCUGAAAGUACACCAAUGUACAGACCUCUCAACACUGCUAAAAAUUACCACAAUUUCAAAUUUCUUCUUAAUUAUUUGUCUAUAGCAAGACCUAUAAGAAAUGUAUGCUUAGAGGUGUGACAUGUAUAUUAGGAUUUUAUUUUUUUAAUUAUCUUAAAAGUAAGGGGAGGAAAAAAUUAGCAGAGCUUCUGAAUCAGUCUGUAUUGACCAUCAUUCCUCAUACUGUAUAGGUUUUGAAUCAUGGUUACCAUAUGCAUACUCCAUGUAUUAUCGACAUUAUUGAGUGAAAUGAAAGGGGGAACUCUAGUGAAAACCUGUCUAACUGCUGUAUGGUUGUGUGGAAGACACAGUGAUCAGAGUCGGUGCACUGAAAGUCAUUUUGUAGUCUUUUUAUCCCAGCUGGAUGGUGUGGUUUAUACUGUGAGCUUGCUAAAGUCCGGGUUUGAAAAGCAUUACUCAACCUCUCUGAAAGUGUAAGUGAUGAGGGCUGCAGUUGUAAUGAAGGAGACUGUCUUGAAGGGCUGUAGCUUUGCCUUUCCCUGGUUGGGAGCUACAUCCCUUCAUGUUACAACUGUGUAAUUUUAAAUCAUGAUUAAAUCCUAACCAUCUUCCACUGCUGUAAUUCACUCUGGCAAGCAUGCAGACCUUGAAAACAUGCAAACCAAAUAGUGAUCUAAUGUUUUUGAUCUGGAAACAUUCUGUAACUUUAUAGAUCUGUUCAUACUGUCUUGCAUUGUCUACAGUGAAAAUAAUAGAUACUGACAAAUACAGUAUUUUGAAUAAUUAUGUAAUUAAUUUCUUUUGUGAGAAAGUUACAUUUGAUCUGUUUCUCAAGUGAAUUUGUCACUAUAUAAUGUUGAGUAUAAUAUUAUCAAAACAUGACAGGCAGAUAUCGAGGUUUAGUAACACUAAUGAAAUGUUAGAAAUAUUUCAGUGGAAAAUUCCAGUUUAACCAUUAGUCCAUUUUUCUCUUAUAAUGCAUCACUUGAGCUAAAUCAUUGCUAAGGAAUAUUUUUUCAAACGCAAUCUCAGAUCAAUGUUAUUGAUAAAUCAACUGAUUUAACAUGAGCUGUUGAAGCACUGGGUUUGUAACAGCUGAUGUCCAAUAUCCUGGUUGUCCAAAACCAUUCAGGAAUCUAUGGGUACUAUAUAUAUACAGUAUAUAGUCUUCUCAAAUGUCUAAACUUCUAGUUUGAAAUGUGCAGUUUUUCAUAAGAGAUCUACUAAUUAUGGUGUGGUUAAAAUUAUUCUAAAAUUAUACCUUUUUUAUUAUUCGAAAUACUGCAAAACAAAAGCCAGCUUUUGCGCCCAUUUUAAAAUAAAUGAGAAAAUCUUUAAAAAGGUAGAUCUCCUUGAUAACAAAUGGUGGUUCCAUAUUCUGACAUAUUUUACAUUAUCGUGGCCUUGUAAUCACUGCCUAAAACAAGGGCUUGCCAUUUUUAAUAACUGAUUUUCAUACAGUAAUAACAUUUUGAAGCCGAUUUUAUUCAGGAUGUGCUUGUGAAGGUCUAGAAUUUAGAAUGUGUCAGCACCGGUAUUGGCUAUUUGUCAUAUUGAGUACUAUGUGCUGUUAGUAAAAGGUAAAAAAUCAA